Molecule: messenger RNA, 5575 nt
Organism: Lymnaea stagnalis (great pond snail)
Lineage: Eukaryota; Metazoa; Mollusca; Gastropoda; Lymnaeidae
Source: the annotation of a GenBank genome assembly
AAGCGUGAACCUGUUGGCACAUCCUGUCACAUUAAGCGUGUGUCCUGUAUCAUUUCUAGAACCAAAAAAAAAAAGAAAAGAAAUAGGUUCAUAAGAGAACCCGCAUUUCAGCGAGUAUAUAAGUAUGUAUAAGAGUCAGGAGGACAGUUGGGUGUUGCCUAUAGCCUAUCAGGAUGGUGUCAAUCAACUGUCUUCUGUGCGGUGUACUUUUAACGGUCUGUUUCACAGGUAAAGGACAUUUGAAUUUUAUAACGUCAAACUUUCGGCGUUUUAAAAGUUGUGGCUUAAAAGCCGGGGUAGAGUACUUGCGUUGAAACUAUUUUGACAAGACUACGGUACAUAGAUAGUAAAAACUAUUUGAAUUCUGGGAAGACAUAAGAAAAAUUUCUUAAAUCUGCAAAAGAAACUAUCAAGUAUUGAGGCCAUUCACUGGAGUCAGGGUUACAACCUUUCCUUGUGUGUGUGGUUUAAAUAUCUUAUUCGAUUUUUUUUUUUUAUAAUUCUCGAGUUUUCAUUCGGUUGUCGUCUUAAUUUAACCAUCUCAGAUUUAGUUGCAUAUAAAAUGUGGAAUGGUGAAACCAGGGUUUGUCAAAUAGUCGAGUGAAAGGACCAUUUAUAUGGCUUACAUAUGUUACAUAGCGAGUUCAUGAUCUCAAGUAAUAUCUCAAAUUCACCAACACUUUUUUAAUUCACAAUGACGGGUGUAGGAAGAAAGGUGCAUGUGUGUAAACUGUAUGUGUGAUCGGUUAUCCUUUUAUGAAAUUCGGUUAGACCGCGCAGGGUGUGCUCUGAAAAUAUGCAAUUUUUCAAUUGUUGUCAGCCCCCCCCCCCCCCCGAGAUGGUGUCACCAGAUGCGACCCGCAACCCGCGCCCCCUAGCUACGCCCCUGACUCGAGGCAUACUUACAGUUUUGUUACAUUUUUGUUACAUUUACGUUCAAAUUGUAUAAAGAUGUCAGCAGUCUUUUUUUGUGUCUUGAACAUCUUUUUGAAGGGAAAUACUUUUUUAAUAAUCUAUUAAAUGAAGCAGUUUAAACUGAUAAAUAGUUUAAAGUAAAAAUUAUAAACUAAUAUUACUAUUGAGAAACAACUUUAAUUAAAUUUGUUUAAACACAACCAGGUCAAGGUAAUCUAAAUUCACCUAGCAUAUCUAUUGUUGAUUGCUGAUUAAGGCCAGAAUGGUGCAAAACUAAAUGCACGUGUGCACCAAAAUGAAUCCUUGCAUUUUGAAUUUAUAUUAAAAAAACGUGGACGGCCUAACAACCCCUCCCUUAACCCCACCACCAGUUUUGUUCGUGGACCCUCGGCGCCCUCAAUUUCGGAUCCCUCUCCGAUUAAAGUGGCCGAACCGGCACCUUUUUUUUUUUAAGCUAAAAGAUAGCUCGAGAUGAUUUAUAUGUAAUUGUAAUGAUUGUCUUGAACCGACAAAAAGUCGGACUCGUUGGAUUCUUGUGCUUUUCAUGUGCUACGGGCGGAUAAAUUCAGGACUACCCUGGGCGUCACUCUGUAAGUAAUCCUCGGUUCAUAGCUGAGCGUAUUUAAUUGUAGGUUAAAACUGUAGUGCCAGAUUGUUUUUGAAAUACGUACAUAAAUGACGUAGGUAAUCACAUUUGUCUGCACCUUCUCGUCAAUAAUGCUAAAUUAAAAUUUUUUUGGGGUUGUUUUUUGGUUGCGAGCUAUUUUUAAACAACUUUUGAGAGUCGGGUCGUCAUUUCAGUUUUUUCAGAAAGGGGGGGGGGGGCAAAAAAACAACAACUUGGUCGACUUGUUAAGUUGUUUAUUACUGGAGGAGCCACAGUACAUAGCCAUUUAAAUAAAACCUGCAAAUUCAGUGGGGGGGGGGGGGGGGGGUAGGAGCAAAAGCCCCAGUCUACCCAAAUGACGUCACCGCUUGAGAGGAGUCUAGUUUUGGUGGUUUUGUUUGAUUGAUCGUUUUUUGACAUCCUUGUUGCCAAUAAUGGAUAUGAAGUCUAGGUGGCGGCCAAAACCCUUGCCGAUGAUUUUAGCUACGCGGCACUGAGAAAGCCGCUCCUAGGCGACCGUUUCGUCCCCACUUACGUCCCGACCGGACAACUCCCUGACGAUGUGAGGGGGGGGGGUAACGCAACACCUUUCCCCGGAGAGGAAGCUAAGCCGUUCAGACUCAAGGAGAGUGGACCGCGUACACUUUAAACGCAGCGUUUUUAGUCGAUCCAACAUCCUCCAGGCCAGGGGAGGGGGGUUACCGGCGUGCUUCCGCACGGCCUGGGGGCGGGGAGACCCGGCAUCGGCCCCUGUGGGGGUGUGCCGGGGGUGGGGUAUUAAGAGCUCACGCUCGACGACCCACCGACGCCAUCUCCAAUUUUACGUUAUUAGUAAAGAAAUUCUAGAAAUUGCGUCCCUUAAUAUCAUUCUUUAAAACAAAUAGCGUCAUUCGAAGGUAAGCAACCUUUUCCCCAUCUAAUAAGUUUUUUUUUUUUAAAUCAAGGCCAUACUUGAGGGAGACAAGUAGUGUUGGCUAAAAAUAGCUCAACAUUGAAGUGAAAAAAUAGACGUAGACUAUACUAUAAAAAUAUGUUACAGUAUCCAGUUUCUGUUCAUUCUACUUAUAUCAGCCAUUUUGCUAUUUUAUUGAUAAAUUAUCAUUCUUGCAAUUUCUGCACACCUCCCUUUUUUUCCUUAAAAAAAAGAGCGCCCAAAAUAAUAUAUAUAUUUUUUUUUUAAAUAGUAUAUUGUUUCUUGCCAUUUCGUACCACUGACAAAAUGUAAUAUGUAUUUUGAAUGCAAUUUUAGGCUUCGUGCCCUCUUCACCAAAGGUAAAAUAAAACAGCAGACUUCUAGUCUAUCACAGAUCAUUUUCAAUUAUGUUGUCGUUGUUUUUUUUUUAGCACUUUCUGACGCACAGUAUUACCCAAGUUUCAAAAAUGAACUAAGAGAUAUCAAAUCAAGACUAAGUCAGCUUGAAAACUUUAAGGCAAACAUCAGCACGCGAUUCUCGAAUGCUGCGAGCGCUCUAUUUGAAAUCUCCCCAGAGUUCAGAGGUCAUCGGUAUUAUCUCUCCAAGAAAACCGGAAAUGCUGCUAUCCCAGUGUCUGAAGCCAUUUGUGAGCUUUUUGGAGGCUACCUCGUGGAGAUCAACGACGAAGGAGAGUAUCGCUUUGUUCAGAAUUUCAUUCGAAACCAUACAUCAGACUUCUUUGGUGUUUACACCGGCGGCAAUGAUGAAGAUCACGAGGGGACGUGGGUCUAUCGUCACAGCAAGGAACCAGCACUGUUUCUAGACUGGACUCCUGGACAACCAACGAAUGACAUUGACGGCGAUUGUUUGAUUUUAUUGAACCGGAACGACUGGAGGAUGGACGACUUCCGGUGUUACCACGUAAACUCGGAUACCAGAUUUAUGUGUGAAGUGCUGGUGUAAUUCAUUUUUACAGAGCAACACUAACUGUCAGACACUACAAUAAUUUGAUUAAGAAUAUUUUGGUUUCGAUAUUAUUUUUGAGUAGCCUGAAAUAGCAAAAGUAUGAGUUUGACGAUUUUAAAAAUAAAUGAAUAAUUUUAAUUGCAUUAUUUUUAAUAGCCUUAGAAAAUAGGAGCCAAAAUGAUCAAUAAAUUGAUCGUGGGCCCUUAAGAUAUAGAAGGAGAAGAAGAAAUAAAUAGAAAUGAUGGAUUUCAUAGUGCUCAGUGCGUAUUAAAAUAUGUGGAUGGCCCAAUCCGUGUGUAGGUGUCGGAGAAGGAUGUGGCUUGUGGACAAGAGGGUUGGGUAGGAUAAGUGGCAUGUGGACAUGACGGUUGGGUAGGAUAAGUGGCAUGUGGACAAGAGGGGUGAUGGAAAAAAUGCGGACGUCAUUUAUGAACUUAUUUGUUUGAAAUUGGUGGAAAAAAAUUAUAAUUGAGGGACAUAAAUUUUGAUAAGAUGUUGACAUUUUUAAAUCUUGAUUUAUCUCAAACAUUGUAACACUGGACAGUAGGUUAAACAGACAUUGAUAUUGAGUUAUCUGUUUUGUUAACCCUGAUAGGAGAUUAAACAUAUACUGAAAAUGAGUUAUCUGUCUUGUUAACCCUGUUAGCUGAUACUGGCCUCUCAAAUAGUCAGCUGACUGAUGUUACUUCUCUUUCGCCAAAUCAAGGUAAAAUGGGUGAACACAUUCACUGUGAUGAUGGACCUCUCCUACAUUAAAUCAAUGUAGAAUAAACAGAUAUAACAGAGUGGGUGACAGCUUUAUUAGAGAUAUAACAUGGCAGGUGACAGCUUUAUUAGAGAUAUAACAGAGUAGGUGACAGUAAGAUUGAUUAGAGAUAUAACAGAGUAGGUGACAGUUAGAUUUAUUAGAUAUAUAACAGAGUAGGUGACAUUUAGAUUUAUUAGAGAUAUAACAGAGUAGGUGACAGUUAGAUUUAUUAGAGAUAUAACAGAGUAGGUGACAGUUAGAUUUAUCAGAGAUAUAACAGAGUAGGUGACAGUUAGAUUUAUCAGAGAUAUAACAGAGUAGGUGACAGUUAGAUUUAUUUGAGAUAUAACAGAUUAGGUGACAGUUAGAUUUAUCAGAGAUAUAACAGAGUAGGUGACAGUUAGAUUUAUUAGAGAUAUAACAGAGUAGGUAACAGUUAGAUUUAUCAGAGAUAUAACAGAGUAGGUGACAUUUAGAUUUAUUAGAGAUAUAACAGAGUAGGUGACAGUUAGAUUUAUUAGAGAUAUAACAGAGUAGGUGACAGUUAGAUUUAUUAGAGAUAUAACAGAGUAGGUGACAGUUAGAUUUAUUAGAGAUAUAACAGAGUAGGUGACAGAUUUAUUAGAGAUAUAACAGAGUAGGUGACAGUUAGAUUUAUUAGAGAUAUAACAGAGUAGGUGACGGUUAGAUUUAUUAGAGAUAUAACAUGGGAGAUGACAGAUUUAUCAGAGAUAUGACAGAAUGUCAGAAUUUCAGGAUAAGUCUUAAAAAUACAUUCUUUUUGCAGGUUCGGGAUUAAAUUUAUGUUUGCUAUUUCAAUUGUAUUUACACAUUCUAAUUCACACAUCUAAUAAUAUGAUUUAUUAUUACUCAAUUAUACCUCCGUGUGUGUGUGUUAUUUGUAUUAUGUAUACAUAUUAUAAUCACAUAUUUAAUUAUAUGUUUUAUUCAAAAUCAUUUACAUUGUUAUGCAUGAAUCCAAUAAACAUGAACAUUACAGACUAAAUAACAAUUAAUGGUAAAAAGCGAUUGUCGUUUGAUUCUCACAUCUGAUCUCACCCACACAUCUCACAUGAUAAAGGAAAAAUGAAAAGCAAGGGACAUUGCAUUGUAGUACUAGUUAAAAAAAAUGACAACUUUAAUGAGACAAAGCCUCAAUGUGGUCAGUGGUAAUAUUGGGGGAGUGGUUCGAUGUGGCUUUGAACAGAUGGAUAUAAAUAAAAUCUUUUGUUCCCCACUCUUGUCAGGCUCACCCACUACCCUAUGCACCAGUACGCCUAGGUUUAAUAUCCAAAAUCUCCCCCCUCCCCCCUCCUUUUUUUUCCAACUAUCCCGCAGUGCGUAACUUAUCAAUUUAUGAAUCAAUAUAAAACUUAUUUAUACAUUAAAUAUCGCCUUUAUGUUCUUACAAUUAUUAUAAACUUC